Molecule: messenger RNA, 924 nt
Organism: Drosophila takahashii
Lineage: Eukaryota; Metazoa; Arthropoda; Insecta; Diptera; Drosophilidae
Source: RefSeq, a predicted model, not a curated record
AUGCAUAAAUGUUAUUGCGGAGCGAUGAGAUCGGGGAGCGUUGUGCAGCAUCAGCAGCAGAAGAUUCCGCUGCAGCAAGAGAUAGAUACUCAUCCACGUGGCGAUCUCAGGUCGGUGACCUCAUCCUCCAGACAAAGCCUGCGACCCACGCAGUUUGUGAAGCGCCCCAGCCUCAAAGCACCGCCCAGAUUUGGCCUAGGACACUCCAGCAGCGAGCUGGUCAACGACUUCAGUCGCCGCAACUCCACGGCCACCACGGUGAGUCACUGCUCCAGCUGCAGCUGUAGCAGUUCCACCCAGCAGCGCCAGCAGAGCAGGGCCAAGGUUCUGCGAUGGGGCUGGGAACGAACAGGCGGUGUUGACACCUCCAACAAAGGCGGCGGCGGCGACAGCAACACCAACCACUAUGAAAAGUACACGGACAACCGAAGGCUUUACGAACAGAGCGCAUGCGUUGCCCAUCGCCAGAGGAACGAAGGUCAGGGUCAGGUUUACAGCGGCGACUCAUCGCCAUCGCCACGCCCAGUUCAGUGGCAUUCCCCGGAUGAACUGCAGCAACUGCAGGCCCUGCAGCACUUCCGCCUGAUGAAUGCCAGCGACUGCUUCAGUGAUGGCCGCCAGGAUGAACUGCGUCUGCAGCAGGCCUACGAUAAACUCAAUCUCAGCAGCACGGACAAGUGGAACAAGGAUCGGGCCAAUGAAAGCAGGCAGCAGGAACUCACAAGGAGCAGCACCACACCCUAUGCCUUAAGGCAGAAGUUGCUACAGCUGAGGCUACAGGCGAAGGAGCGACUUGGUAGGGGAACGGGCGCCAGGUGCGCUCCAUUGGGCAAGAGUUGUGCCCUGAGAUACAAUUGAUUUAAGAUGGGAUUACAGCAAUAUAGUAAAUAAUCCUGGUAGUGAGCUAAGUGAUUUUGUAAGAUU